AUGGAGGGCGCAGGUAACGGCACCGGCGCGGAUUACCGGAGCCAACUCCCCGGGCUCUUCAACAGCAGCGGCGGCUUGUGCGGGAACUUCACCGGGGUAAACAACAACAACAACAACAUCAACAACAACACCGCGAGCUUCGCGGAGGUGGGAUGCGGCGGCGGCGAGCGCAGGGGGGGCGACGACGCCAACCCGGUGAUCAUCGCCAUCGUGAUCACGGCUCUGUACUCCAUCGUGUGUGUGGUGGGGCUGGUGGGGAACGUGCUGAUCAUGUACAUCAUCGUCAGAUACACUAAAAUGAAGACAGCCACUAACAUCUACAUCUUCAAUCUCGCUCUGGCCGACGCCUUGGUCACCAGCACGCUACCGUUCCAAAGCGUCAACUACCUGAUGGGGACGUGGCCGUUUGGGGACAUCCUGUGCAAGAUGGUGAUGUCCAUCGACUACUACAACAUGUUCACCUCCAUCUUUACGCUCACCACCAUGAGCAUCGACCGCUACGUGGCCGUGUGUCACCCGGUCAAAGCGCUGGACUUCAGGACGCCCCGCAACGCCAAGAUUGUCAACGUCUGCAACUGGAUUCUCUCUUCUGCCAUCGGGUUGCCUGUCAUGGUCAUGGCCUCCACCGCCAACACUUCCUCUAAUAUUAUGGACUGCAAGCUGAUUUUCCCCCACCCCUCCUGGUACUGGGACACCCUGCUGAAGAUCUGCGUCUUCAUCUUUGCCUUCAUCAUGCCCGUCCUCAUCAUCACCGUCUGCUACGGCCUCAUGAUCCUGCGGCUCAAGAGUGUGCGCAUGCUGUCCGGCUCACAGGAGAAGGACAGGAACCUGCGUCGGAUCACACGCAUGGUCCUGGUGGUGGUUGCCGUCUUCAUCGUCUGCUGGACGCCAAUUCAUAUCUUUGUCAUCAUCACCGCUCUCAUCAACAUCCCCAGCUCCACGCUGCAGACUAUCACCUGGCACUUCUGCAUCGCCCUGGGCUACACCAACAGUAGUCUGAACCCGGUUCUCUAUGGCUACCUGGAUGAGAACUUCAAGCGUUGUUUCCGUGAGUUCUGCACCCCAAGUCCGUCUGUGUUGGACAUGCAGACCUCAUCCCGGACCGGAGUCACCAGCCGCAAGCUCCCACAGCGUGACAACAGUGGAAACACAGGAGAAAGGUCCAAUCAGCAGGUAUGA
Messenger RNA from Limanda limanda (common dab), 1179 nucleotides. RefSeq names its product opioid receptor, mu 1 (gene oprm1). The transcript has 6 exons. Gene Ontology annotation, cellular component: membrane; neuron projection. Gene Ontology annotation, molecular function: beta-endorphin receptor activity; neuropeptide binding; morphine receptor activity. Bases 1 to 1179 code for a protein of 392 amino acids. The record is from RefSeq and is a predicted model, not a curated record. Gene Ontology annotation, biological process: G protein-coupled opioid receptor signaling pathway; neuropeptide signaling pathway; sensory perception of pain. Lineage: Eukaryota; Metazoa; Chordata; Actinopteri; Pleuronectiformes; Pleuronectidae.